CGCGAGUUCCAUUUCAUUUCAUAUACAAAAUCAAAGGCUGCGCGCCGGGAGGGAUAUCUGUGUGACUAGUGCUUUAUUACUUUGAACAUCCCUUACUACUUACCUAUUCCAACGAUCUAGUUUAUAGCCACUAAUCAGUUUACACAAAUUGUUAUUUUCCUCGAGAAGCUUCCUUCAGCAUGCCUGAAAAUAUUUUUCAACUAGUUUUAAUAACAGUGCUGUUUACGAGGUGCGUUGUUUGGAAUGAAGAUAACCUACUGAGGCUACAGAUAGGCGAAAAUGUUGCCCCUUCAAACCAGACUAUAAGGACCUACAUGAGCGGCGUCGACCUGGGGAUAAUCAAUAUGGAAAAAUAUCCAUUGGAAUCCUUCCACAGGGACGAACAAAACAUCUUUAGGGACCUUUACAUAGAGUAUGCCUCUGUUAACGAAAUCCUACCACUUAGCUAUGAAGAAUGGCUUAUUAUGAACAACUUUGGUAUACUACCCGAUACCCAGGAAUCUUUGUAUGAAAAAAAAAUUAUUAAGCGUAGUGUAGCGCAAAACAAACGACGCUUUAUCAACACUGUGAGAAAAGGAGAUAUUCUAAUCACAGGCCGUGGUAUCGGUGGGUUGAUUGGCCACGCAGCGAUUAUGACUACGGAUAACUGGGUGCUUGAAAUGAGGGGUGGUGCAGGGUGGCAGAAUGGGAUAAAGGAUAACAACCGCCAGGUUAAGAAGGACAAGUGGUUUGAUGAACACAGGUCUGACUGGACGACCGUGUAUCGUUGUAAAGAUGGAAUUGCCGCUAGAGAUGCUGCGGUAUGGGCGGACCAUACAUACUACAACCCUAGUGGAGGUUUAACCAAGACUAAGCACAUCACAUAUAAAAUAACCCCGGAUAUAUGGUCCACGAACCCAAGCUACUGCUCAAAACUUGUGAUACAAGCAUAUUAUUUUGGCACGGGGAAGAAAAAAGUUGUAAAGAACCUAUCCCUUAUUGGUAGAAUUAUUGUACCCACUACAAUCCCGAACUAUUUCUUAAGUCCAUACACUCUUGUGAAUAAAGGCAAAUAUUAAUAUUU
This is a messenger RNA of Maniola jurtina (meadow brown), 1063 nucleotides long. RefSeq lists its product as uncharacterized. NCBI's taxonomy places the organism in Eukaryota, Metazoa, Arthropoda, Insecta, Lepidoptera, Nymphalidae. The transcript is spliced from 3 exons. The record is from RefSeq and is a predicted model, not a curated record. Bases 180 to 1058 code for a protein of 292 amino acids.